UGUACUUCUUCUCCUUGUUCUGAAACUCUGUCGUUCUUCUCUAUCACGGACAAAUCUGUCUCUUCCCAUUGAUUGUCUUCAACAUGUGUUUCAAGCUUAGUUUUUUUACAGCUCUGUGUCCAAACAAAGACACUGAUUGUUCCAGAGGCUUCACUGUGGUGAGCAAACAGAUCAAGUCAAUGGACCUGAACUGAUUCCCGCGCAGAUGAAUGAUUCCGCCAUUAAAGACGCUUCACCGAGCUCCGGUAGACCCAGAAAUCAGAAAUCACCUUCUCCUUCUCUCUCUCAAGCAACUCAUACUGUUCAUAAACUCACGCCAUUUCUGUGUUCUUCGUACGUAAUCGAAUCAAAGAGAAGAAACAAUAUUAACCCGAAGAUAGAACUCGCCGGAAAAAAUGGCGGAAAAAUCUCGUUUCCGUGAAGAAACAGAGAGUGAUGAAUCACAAACGGUUCAAUUCCGGUUCAAGGCUUCUAAUCUGUUUACUGCAAACCAAACCGGAAUAGUUACAGCUUCGUACCGGGUAUCGAACCGGAACCGGUUUGGGAUACAUUAGGGCUAAUACUUUUUCCUCUGGUAUCUUCGUUCUCUCCCAGCCUCCAUCGCCAUCGUCUUCAUCAUGCGGAGGAUACUUUUGCAGAAGCUCCAUGCUUGGCCGUUCAGAUCCUGUGGUUCCUUCGCUCAGAACCGGUCGUUCUCAGAGGCUUUGACGCUUCAUUACUCCGCCGGCGAGGCAUCGGAGCUUCAGUUCUCCACCGGCGACAUCGUAGGUUGUCUGAAAGACUGGUUCAAGUCAAGCCCCCACAUCCAGGCCGAUCGAUUCUUAGAUCUGAAUCGCAUCUUCGAGAUCCUUCGCUCUCCCUCCGCAUCAGACGGCGGAGAAGAUCUCCACCUCCGCCUGUCCCGGCUCGGCAUCCGCCUCUCGGAGGAGCUCAUCCUCCGCGUGCUCUCCUUUGGCGGCAACGAUGUCGCCUCUUGUAUUAAGUUCUUCGACUGGGCUUCCCGACAACCGGGGUUCUAUCACUCUCGCGCCACGUUCCAUGCCUACUUCAAGCUCCUCCACCGUGCCGGGCUCACGCCGGAUUUUUCGAUCCCCCAUUCCCUCCGCGUCAGCGAUGCCCUCGUCAUCGGUUACUCCCUCGUCGGUCAAGUCGACGUCGCUCUCCGACACUUCGGUUCCAUGAGAUUCAGAGGUUUGGAUUUAGAUUCGUUUGGGUAUCAUGUUCUCCUCAAUGCCCUCGUCGAGGAGAGUUACUUCGACACUGUCGAUGUCAUCGUCGAUCAGAUCUCCUCGCGCGGCUUCGUCUGCGGCAUCACGCAUUCCAUCUUGGUCAAGAGUUUCUGCAAGCAAGGUAAGCUAACCGAGGCUGAGAACUAUGUCCGUAGCUUGCUCAAAACCGAUGGUGAUCCAGACGGAUUCUCGACUGCAUACGGCCUUGUAGUCGAUGCUCUAUGUUCCCGUAACUUGUUUCGUCGGGCGGCUAGAUUGCUGGACGAGGUCAGAGAGCUGGGUACAGUCCGAAUGGACCGAGGUUACAGCAUCUGGAUCAAGGCUCUCAUCCGAGCCAGGAGUUCGCUCGGGGCUGUCCACUUCUUGCACAAGUUGAAUUCUUUAGGAGAUGGGCGUGUUGUUGAUGUUUUUACGUACAACGCUUUGGUGCUUCAGCUUUUGAGGGAGAAUCGGCUCAUGGAGGUCUGUGAUGUCAUUAUCGAGAUGAUGGAGCAAGGGGUUUCUCCCGAUAAGGGCACCAUGAACGCGGUCUUAUGCUUCUUCUGCAAAGCCGGACUGGUGGAUAUAGCCCUCGAACUGUGCCGGUCUAGGUCAGAGAUCGGUCUUGCUCUUACCACCAUGGCUUACAACUAUCUAAUCAAUACCCUGUGCGAGCAAGACCAUCGCAGUGUCGAACGGGCUUAUGGUAUCUUCAAAGCUUCGAUCGAUCAAGGACAUUUCCCCGGUAGAUACACUCUACAUAUACUUGCCAAGGCUCUGUGCGAGAAGGGGAAGCUUGAAAACAUGAAGGAACUGUCCAUUUUAUCGUUAAGACACAGGUUACUGCCUAGUGGGGUAGCCUAUGGCAGGUUUGUGUCGGCUCUUUGCAAGGCCGGGAAAUUGGAAGAUGGUCUUUUGAUCCGUGAUGAUCUCGUUAGGGCCGGUAUUGACAUUACCGCAAACAUGUUCAUCAGCUUGAUAACUGUGUCUGUCAGGUCAAACAAGGGGGACAUAGCUGCCAAACUUCUCAUCGAAAUGCAGAAAAAGGGUUACGCCCCGGCCCCGGGACUGUACCGAAGUGUUAUCCAAUCUCUGUGCGGGAUGGAAAAUUGCAUGGACAGCUUUUUCAACUUGCUAGAGGUGCAGUUACGUCUUCUCGAAGACAAAGUUAAGGUAUAUAAUCGCUUCAUCGAUGGAGCCGGGCAUGCAGGAAAGCCAGAACUCACAGCAAAAGUAUACAAGAUGAUGAUGAAAGAUCAGAUCAGGCCAACAUUAGCAUCAAAUAUUCUUCUGCUCAAGUGUUAUAUAAGGGCUGGAAAAUUUUCAGAUGCUGUAAACUUCUUCGAUGCCCUUUGCGAAAAAGGCGAGGUAAGUGGAAAACUUUACCAUACCAUGAUCCGUGAGCUAUGUAAAGCCAAGAAGGGGAAUAUUGCAUUGAUGUAUUUCGACGAGAUGAAGCGUAACGGGCUGCUCCCUAGCAUUGAAUGCUAUGAAAGGGUCAUAACUCACAUGUGCACCAAUGGCAUGUAUGAGACAGGGAUUAGGUUAGUCAGCGAGUUUAGGAAAACAGGCAGACCCCUUACAGCGUUCAUUGGUAAUAAUCUUUUGUUUAACGCAUUGAAGACCCGAGGAAUAUAUGAAGCAUGGAUUCGGAUGAGAGAUGAUCUUGAGGUGACGCCCCAGAUGAGGUUGCUUGGGGAAUUGAUCGGGAUAUUCUCAGGACGGGUCAGAGUGAUGGGAGAGAUAAAGACGUUGGAUGAAGUUAUCGAGAAAUGCUACCCUCUUAGUAUCUUCACUUACAAUAUGUUGCUGAGAAGGUUGAUGAUGGAACGGGUCGAUGAUGCACUCGAGAUGGUUAAACGGUUGUGUCAGAGAGGGUAUGAGCCCGACCAAUGGACUCACAUGAUAAUAUAUCAGGGUCUUCGCGAAGCCGGUAGAUGGGAAGAGGCGGAGAAAUGGUUAGAAGCCACGGAAGCAAGCUACCAAACACACGGUAAAGGUCGAUGAGUUCUUCAGCCUUAGCCAGGUUAGCGUCUCUCAUAUCUUCUUAUGUAUGUCAUAAGCUGAUUAAAAGGGAGAAAAAAUUGGAAUUAGACGAAGAAAAGGGAAGGUCUGGAAUCGUUUUAUCAGUCGUCAAAGUUCUGUCUGAAACCCGAGAUGUUUGCUCGUUCUAAGUGUAAUGUUACUGAAGACAGGGGAGUGAUCUGAAGGCGUGGUUACUUCUUGUGGUAUGAGGCCGAGCAAGCGAAUCCAUAUACUGAUGUACGAAUAUCGGAGAAAACAUCUCGACUUGCCUAUAAAAAUUCCUGUUUUCGGGUCUCGGGAGAGAGACCUGAUGGAUUUGCUUUUUUGCUGCUCUGGUUCUUGGCAGCAGCCACGACCUGGAUGAAGAAUAUCGGGUCUGGAUGCAUCAUAUUCGUGCUAAGCUGCCAGGAUCAUCAUUAAUGCUCCAAUCUCCGACCAGCCCCAAGAAAGCUUCAAUUUUGUGAUGACCCUUUUCAGGUCCCCGACCGCAGAAUCCGAAUGGAUUUUGGUAACAUCUCGAAAUGCGUAUCCAAAGCCAAUGGAUCUGGCUGCAGAAGCGUGAUCUCGGGUUUCGGGAAAUGGAUAGGUAUCCUCCAAUGGUUCUGGCUGCAUAUAUGUGGUAUCUUCGGGAAACAGACAGGUAUCCUCCAAUGGUUCGGGUUGCAGAAACGUGAUCUCGGGUUUCGAGAAACGGAUAGAGUAUCCUCCAAUGGCUGCCGACUGAAUCAGGCGAGUUUCGGGACUAGGGGUGUUGUGGCAGGAUCUUAGUCUUGGCCGCAAGAUUCAGAUCGGACGGCCGUCGCUCGGCCGGAGAACAGAACAGCAUAAAACAUAAAGGCUAAAGAACACUACCCUUCGUCUUAUUUGUCUUGUCCCCACAAAGCAAAAAAGGUUUUUUGAUCUUUGCUUUACCAAUAUUAUUUUGAUUCAUCGUACAUAUUCAUUAUCCAUUUUUCCUUGUAUAUUAUUUAAAUUUAAUGUUGUUUUAAUAAGAAAAAAUAAUAUGAUUGUUUUA
Messenger RNA from Tarenaya hassleriana, 4248 nucleotides. RefSeq names its product pentatricopeptide repeat-containing protein At1g71210. The record is from RefSeq and is a predicted model, not a curated record. Lineage: Eukaryota; Viridiplantae; Streptophyta; Magnoliopsida; Brassicales; Cleomaceae. The transcript is spliced from 2 exons. The coding region runs from base 618 to 3215 and encodes 865 amino acids. Gene Ontology annotation, molecular function: protein binding.